UCAAUUUUAUGUUAGUUCCCUUAUUACAUAAACUUUGUAGUCAUCUUUUCUUCUCUCUAUUUCUUCAUAGUUCAUAACAUCUUCCUACAAACACUAUACUUCAUUACUUCCCACCUCAAAUUUUACAUGUAAAAAUGGAUACUCAAAACCUUAAGCAAAGGACUACUAGACAAGAACCCACCACCACGAACGACGAAAGCGUUCGAGGGGCAGGGCAGAAGAUGAAGAGAACCAUGGCAAAACGCGGUCUUAAAUCAUUGAGUAUAGCACUAACAAUCCCGGUGAUUCUAACACUUACCAACAUCUACAUGUUUGGUACAAGUGACAACUACAAGUUGUUCAACAGACCUAAUUGGGUACCUCCAAUAUGGGCUUUGCACAUGGCUUGUUUGGGCUCAGCUUCCUUAUUGUGCCUUUGUGGGUGGCUCGUUUGGGCUGAAGGCGGGUUUCAUAAGAACCCGAAUAUAGCCGGGUUAUAUUUUGGUCAGUUUGGGUUGAGUCUCCUUUGGGAUCUCUUGAUGUUUAAGCUUGGCGCUAACUGGGCUGGUUUGUUGGUUGCAGUCGGAGUUUGUUAUGGUUUGUAUCAGUGUUACAGGGCGUUUAAACAAGUGAGCGAUAUCGCCGCCGAUUUAGUUCUGCCGUGCUUGGGAUGGUCUGCACUUCUUGGAUUUAUAAGCCUUAAGUUUAUGCUGAACUAAAAUUGUUGGUGUAAUAUGAAUCUGUUGUUGAAUGUCUGUAGAUAUAUAGCUCUUUCCCAACCAUUUUGGUGUUGUUUUAAACGUGUUUCUUCUUAUCUUUUUAUCUUUCUUUCGCUAUAUUAUGUGAGUUAUAAUGUUUGUAUGUAUAAAUUAUCUUCAAGUUUGAUAAAGUUUCUUAAUAUUACAGGAAAAAGUUAAAAUA
Molecule: messenger RNA, 900 nt
Organism: Chenopodium quinoa (quinoa)
Lineage: Eukaryota; Viridiplantae; Streptophyta; Magnoliopsida; Caryophyllales; Amaranthaceae
Product: translocator protein homolog
Exons: 1
Coding region: 135-698 (187 amino acids)
Cellular component (GO): membrane
Source: RefSeq, a predicted model, not a curated record